Sycon ciliatum is the source of this 1552-nucleotide messenger RNA. RefSeq names its product electron transfer flavoprotein subunit alpha-like. Gene Ontology annotation, cellular component: mitochondrion. Lineage: Eukaryota; Metazoa; Porifera; Calcarea; Leucosolenida; Sycettidae. The transcript has 13 exons. The record is from RefSeq and is a predicted model, not a curated record. Gene Ontology annotation, molecular function: flavin adenine dinucleotide binding; electron transfer activity. The coding region runs from base 107 to 1108 and encodes 333 amino acids. Gene Ontology annotation, biological process: fatty acid beta-oxidation using acyl-CoA dehydrogenase.
AAAGGUCCUGCCAUCAAAGGUUUUGCUCAGAAAGUGAAGCAUUUACAUCCCUAUUUUUCUGGUUGCACUGUCGGUUGGUCGACUUUUGCCUUGACUCUCUUGGAUAAUGUUCGCCUCAAGUGCUUCCCGAUGCCUGCGUGGCUUCAGCAAGUUGGCACAGCGCAAUGCCAGCACGCUGAUCCUGGCCGAACACAGCAACAACACGCUGAACGCGGCCACGCUGAGCGCCGUCACGGCGGCCAAGACCAUGGGUGGCGACAUCACCGCACUGGUGGCCGCCUCCAGUCCCGCUGACCAGGUGGUCUCCGACUUGAGAAAGGUUGAUGGUGUUACACGUGUACUCCUGGCCAACGGUGAUGCUUUUGAGGGUGCCCUACCAGAGACGGUCACUCCGGUUGUUGUUGCCGCUCACAAGCAGUUCAACUUCAGCCAUAUCGCUGCUGGACACACCGCCAUGGGAAAGAAUAUUCUGCCGCGCGUCGCUGCUCUCCUGGACGUGAAUCAGAUCUCCGAUGUCACUGGCAUCGAAGGCGAGGACACGUUUGUUAGGACUAUUUAUGCCGGCAAUGCUGUUGCCACCGUCAAGUCGGCGGAUGACGUGAAGGUGUUCACCGUGCGUACCACCGCGUUCCCCGCUGCUGAGGUGGCCAGCAACUCUGCAACAGAAGAAACCGCACCCGCGGCCGAAACUCCUGAAGGCCUGUCCAAGUUUGUCGGACAGGAGCUUAGCAAGAGCGACCGUCCGGAGCUGUCUUCUGCCAAGAUUGUCAUCUCUGGUGGGCGUGGUAUGAAGAACGGAGAGAACUUUGAGCUUCUCUACAAAAUGGCUGACAAGCUUGGUGCUGCAGUUGGUGCAUCUCGUGCCGCUGUCGACGCCGGUAUGGUUCCCAACGACAUGCAGAUUGGACAGACUGGCAAGAUUGUCGCUCCCGAGUUGUAUAUUGCCGUCGGUAUCUCUGGUGCCAUCCAGCAUUUGGCUGGUAUGAAGGACAGCAAGAUCAUUGUUGCCAUCAACAAGGACGAGGAAGCACCGAUCUUCCAAGUGUCCGACUUUGGUCUGGUGGCUGAUUUGUUCAAGGCUGUUCCGGAGAUGACAGACGCACUUUGAAGAAGAAGGGGGAAAAUAGAUGCCCGAGCCCAAUCCUUAUCGUCCCUCUGUCAAGCCCCUGUUGGCUGGAUGGGUGGAUACACUAGUACAGGUUUCCACAGAACAGCGCCACCGAUAACGACAACAACAACAACAACAACAACAGUCAAGCUCCUCACCGGAGCUGUUCGUUUGCUUAUGGCGUGCGUCCUGGUUGAGAGAGCGCUCUGUGUCUAAGAAAUGCAAGGCCAGCGACAUUGCAUCACCAUCCAUCGCAGAUCCUGUUCUUUGACCAUGGUCCGAUUUGCUACCAUUGAAAUUAAUACUGCUAGCCUUUUCUUGUAAACGGAUAUACUCUUUCUUGCAUGGUUCUGGUGUUUCUGGCGCACUUAUUUGUGUGCUCGGCAGCUCGCUGACACCAAACUGUCGACAUCGUAAACUACGAAAGAACAAUCUGAAUGCGAA